Messenger RNA from Fusarium coffeatum, 3339 nucleotides. RefSeq lists its product as uncharacterized. Gene Ontology annotation, molecular function: metal ion binding. The transcript has 4 exons. The coding region runs from base 1 to 3339 and encodes 1112 amino acids. Lineage: Eukaryota; Fungi; Ascomycota; Sordariomycetes; Hypocreales; Nectriaceae. The record is from RefSeq and is a predicted model, not a curated record.
AUGAGCCACUAUGCCUAUGGUCAUGGGAAUCCCCAUGCUGAAUAUCAAACCUCGCAACCGCACAACUAUUCCACGAAUCAAGGGUAUAUUCCAUCGCCUUUCCAUUCGAAUGAGACUAUAGAGAGCCAGCCUACUUAUGGGCAAGGAGUGACGGACGCAUACGAGUACAACCAGACGACCAUACCAGGCCUCGGCAUGCGCUUUGCUAAUAACGCCCCGAACUGGCAGCCCCCGGCUCCCCAGAACUUCUCCGGGAUUUAUACUAGCCCUAGCACUUCAGUCGCCCCAUGGCAAACUGGGCCAGCUGAUGGAAAUAUGGCAGCCGAAAGUUCGACGGAACGUCCUAAUAUUGGGGUGGACAAUGAUGCUAUGGAAGAGGGUGAGCUUAGCGAAGGCGAACUGGAAGAUAUUUACGAGCCUGGCGAGAUCGAAAGAAACACAUUUGGCAAACGUGAGGACCAACCAUCCGAACUCAUCGAUCAAUGCAACAGACCUCAUAUGGACAAUCAACAAACAUGGAACUCGAAAUAUUCAGGGCGCGAGCGUUCUGGCUCAUACUCGCCCUAUCUCUCACCUCGAGAGAUACACUUGAGCGGCCAGGAAAAUGGUGCAUCCAAUACCCCAGAAACCUCCGGUAGGAGCUUUCAUGAUUCCAAAAUCGGAGUAUUUCCCCAUGGCGAUAACACUACAUUGUCGCAUCACGGCGAAGCCAGAGACAUGGCUGCAAUGGUUUCGGAGACCAAGAAGCACGCGCGAGAGGCAAUCCUCCGCCUCUGGCCACUCAAAGUUCGUUAUCAUAACUAUAUCGAAGAAGGGGUCGAUCAUAUACUCCUCGACCAGCUGUUUGUGGAAUUGGGUCUUGACCUGGAGACUACCGUGCCACGACCGGAACAGUCAAACUUGAUUGUGCCGGUUCAAGGGGAGUCAUCACGAAGCGAUGUGGGCGAGACAGUGCCUCCUUUAGCACAGGCAACUAUCCUUGCUGUCGACACUGAGUCGAAAGCUGCCAAUUCAGCGAAAAAUAAGGCCGAAGAACGAAAAGACCGGAUUGCACGGUUGUUGGCAGCGAAAGGCUCCAAAGUGCCAACAGAUGCAGAUGCCAACAAGUCAGCCAUAUCGAGACCAAUCUCUACAGAUACGCCAAAUUCAACUAAAUCUGAUAAGACUAAGACUCAAUCAGAGAAGUCGAAACUGAUACAACAAAAGAUAGAGGCAUUGAUGAAAGCUCGAGAAGCAAGUGCAAAGGCCACUCAAGCUCCUACACUACCGGUCUCUUCGAUAGCCCAGCCUGUGCCUGACACAAGCAGAUCAAACAGCCAGGUACCGGUCGAACCAAUGAACCCCGAUGAUUACACUGACGCUACGAUGGAAAAAGCGGAUUCAUCUACGGGACCCCCAAUUCCUGGCUUAUUCCUGUCUUCUAAUGCACCUUCUCCUGCCCCAAGUCAGCGCAAACGGCCUGUUGCAGCUGACUUGAAUGAGAAUUCUACACCGAGUAUUCCAAAGCGCCCCUUUGGUCAAGCCCGGGAAUCCCGUCCUUUCCUAAUCGAUGUUAGCGAUGAUGAAGAUGAUGCUGAGAUGGACAUAGACUCUCCUGAGUUGCGCGCUUCCUCGGUACAGCGACCAACGGCACCUGGCUCACGAACAUCGUCCUUUCGCGACAAUACGACCUUGCCUGAUGGCGUGUCUCGUGGUACUAGCGGCAUGAUCGACUUGGCUAGUAUGAACAAGAAGAUUGAAGAUAUGAGACGACGAAUUGCUGAGGCUGAAGCUCGUAAGAAGAAGGCAAAGCAAUCAGGUGGCAACUCACCACUGCCUCAAUCUGGUGCACAAUCAAAAGAGGGCAGUGCAGAUGCCAACGCCGCCUCUGUGCCUGCAGAGCAUGGCCUAUUAACUACGUCUGAAACAGUCCAAACUAGCCCAGCACCCAGUGCACCGCAGUCCAGCUUUUCGUAUAAUACUAGCACCAAAUUGCCUAAAGUCAGAGAUGGACGCCAGCAGGCUAGGCCUUCUUUGCGUGCUCGUGUUGCCAGCGAGCGCCUGCCUAUUGUAACAGCACAACGAAUGGAAUGCCAGGAACAACUCAAGCGUUUUCAAUCCGAGGUUGAUAGGGUCAAAAAGGAAAUUGAGAACAAGUUGGUUGAGGAGGAGCGACUUAGGAAGGAUGCUCUCCAAGCCGAGCCAGUACUGUCACCAGUGCCAAAAGGACAGAAUGAGUCUGAGUCCGAGUCUGAGUCUGAGUCCGUCAUUGUCCGGGAGGAGCCCCCUGUUGUUAUGUCACAGCAGGUACCCGCCCUAUAUGACACCUUAACCCCAGCACAAAACGACAAAAUGAAUGACUCCCAUGAUGAAGCUGGACAAGAUGCACUGAUGGAUGAACCAUCGUGCGUUGUAUUAGCGGAAAGUCGUGGGGGGAGUAUGGCUUGCCCAGGGGAAUCACACAUGCACGACGAAUCCAUAGUAGUGCGAGAAACGGCCGACGACCAGUCGUCGUUGCCAGUAGAUCCUUCAGUGAUACAUGGCACCGUUGGCGUAGAUGUUGAAUCUGCGACUGAUAUCGAGGAGCCUGAAGAAGACAUAGCUAUGGACGAGGCUGUUACUUCUAGUGAAGAGGAGAGUGCGGCAGAAGAUGAGUCUGAUGACUAUGAGCCAACCGAUGCCGUUGUCAGUCUACCAGACCCACCUUCACCUAUCCAACGUCAACCAUCAUCCCAACAAGUGUCGGAUGACAGCGCAGUACUAGAGACGAGUGAUACUGAUUUGCAGGGCUUGUCAACAGCCACACCAGUUACUAAGCCUAUAUCAACAGGCACUGGUGAUUCAGAAUCCGAAUCUAAUCGAGAAGUAGAUACACUCACUUUCCAGGCGAACAACGGAGCUGACGAUAUACAGGUGAAAAUCUCGAAGCAUUCAGAGGUCAGCAAUGAUACCGAAACCACAUUCGUCCCAUACGAAACGCCUCUUCAGUACUUCAAGGCUUACCGCUUCCAUCCUCAGUACAGCGGUUCUGUUGCAGGGGGUCUGCGAUCCCUGACUUACAGCAACAAUAUCGAUGCAACACGGGAAGUAUGCCCUGAUCAGCUUACCCACGAAGUUUGUCCUAGGGGCAGCGAGUGCCAAUUUCAGCAUUUUGAGGACAUGCAGCUUCCGGGGGCCUAUGGCAACUCUGAGGUUGAGCAGCAGGACCAGUAUGUUGCUGGACUUCGUCAAUUACUUACAGACUUUCGCAACCGCAAGGUGAAAGAUUUCCAGGCCAUCAGUCAAGGCCUUAUCGAGUAUCGCGCCAGAUUCUUACGCGAUAAAACGAAGAUACUUCCUUUGGGUGGCGUCACUCUGUGA